Molecule: messenger RNA, 2254 nt
Organism: Gracilinanus agilis (Agile Gracile Mouse Opossum)
Lineage: Eukaryota; Metazoa; Chordata; Mammalia; Didelphimorphia; Didelphidae
Gene: ITPKC
Product: inositol-trisphosphate 3-kinase C
Exons: 8
Coding region: 1-1062 (353 amino acids)
Biological process (GO): inositol phosphate biosynthetic process
Cellular component (GO): nucleus; cytoplasm
Molecular function (GO): inositol tetrakisphosphate kinase activity; inositol-1,4,5-trisphosphate 3-kinase activity
Source: RefSeq, a predicted model, not a curated record
AUGGCCCACAGAGAGCAGGAAGGCCCUUCCAUCCAUCCUGUGGGAUCCCCAGCCAGAGGCCCUGGAGGCAGUGGCGGCCUGUCGUCUGCUUCUUCCUUCGAUGAGUCUGAGGAUGAUGUGGUCAUCGGGGGUGGAGGCAGCAGUGACCCAGAGGAAGGCCCGAGGAACAUGCCCUGGAGGAAGCUGAAGACGGCUGUGCACUGUUCCCCCUUUGUUGUCUCCUUCAGAAAACACUAUCCCUGGGUUCAGCUUUCUGGACACAAGGGGAACUUCCAGGCUGGGGAGGAUGGGCGGAUCCUGAAGAGAUUCUGUGAGUGUGAACAGCGAAGCCUGGAACAGCUGAUGGGAGAUGCUCUCCGACCUUUUGUGCCUACCUAUUAUGGGGUAGUGGAGCAGGAUGGAGAGGCCUUCAACCAGAUGGAGGACCUGCUGGCUGACUUUAGUGCACCCUCCAUCAUGGACUGCAAGAUGGGCAGUAGGACAUACCUCGAGGAAGAGCUAGCAAAGGCCCGAGAGCGUCCCCGGCCUCGUAGGGACAUGUAUGAAAAAAUGGUGGCUGUGGACCCCAGUGCCCCAACCCCAGAGGAGCACGCCCAGGGUGCUGUCACCAAGCCCCGCUACAUGCAGUGGCGAGAGACGGUGAGCUCGACUGCCACUCUGGGCUUCCGGAUUGAGGGCAUCAAGAAGGCCGAUGGGACCUGUAACACUAAUUUCAAGAAGACACAGGGGACAGAGCAGGUCACCCGAGCCCUGGAGGACUUUGUGGAUGGGGACCGCAGCCUUCUGAGGAAGUAUGUGGAACGUUUAGAAGAGCUUCGAGGAACCCUAGAAACCUCCCCCUUCUUCCGCACUCAUGAGGUGGUGGGCAGCUCACUUCUCUUUGUCCAUGACCAGACGGGCCUGGCGAAGGUCUGGAUGAUCGACUUUGGCAAGACAGUUCCCCUGCCUGCGCCCCAGACCCUCAGCCACCGGCUGCCCUGGGAAGAAGGCAACCGUGAGGAUGGGUACCUGUGGGGUCUGGACAACAUCAUCCAGCUUCUGGACAGCUUGGCCCUGAGCUGAGCCAGAGACUCACAGGGGGCAGGACCGAAUUGGGGGCUGCUCCCACCUUGGGAUUUAUUUAUUUGAAGGUAUUUAAGCUAUUAGAGAGGAGGCGGGCAGAACCCAAAGGAAGAAAGGAAGGAGGGGAUGGUGCUUGAACAAGGGUCAGCCCAUCUCUGGUGACCCCUUCCGCUCUCAAUAGGGGGACCCAAGCUGUGGAACCAAAAGGGGCAAAGGAUGCCAGGGUGUGAUGGGCACAUGCAUGUUCAGCUCUGCUGAGAAUCCUGUGUCUGUGUAUGUGUGAGAUGCCAGGGCCCCAAGAUGGGCUGCUUGCUGUGCUGUGGGGCAACCUGUGGGCAGAGGCCUCCCUCCUAAGGGUCUUUCACCCCAAUAGUAACACCAGUUGGGGGCCAGGGAGCAAAGAACCUCGGUGACAAUGUCAAAACAGAGAUUUCUAGACUCUUCCUCACACCCUGAACCCCUGGCGGUGAUGGUGGUUGAGGUGCUAUCCAACCUCCUUCCUGGCUCUGCCUGCCAGCCUUCAGGGCUGUCCAAAACCAGGGUUAACCCUUUGUCUUGUUCAUCCUACCAAAGGCCUGGCCUUCCUAGAUUGGAAUUGGAGGGAAAGCGGCUGGGGGUGGGAUGGACAAGGGAGCCCCGAGACCCCCUUCACAGAAGAAGAGGAUGUGACCACUACGGCCUAUAAUACAGGUUCCUAAUCCUUCAGCUCAGCCUUCAGCCAGGGUGGGGGCACACCAGCAGUGUCAAUACCAACCUUGCCCCACUUCUGAGCACAAGAACCAAAGACUCCUCAGUCCACGGACCCUAAAGGGGAGAGAGGGACAGGGGACAAAAUCUUGGUCCCUUAUUUAUCUUCCAGAUCCCCAAGGAAGAGUUGGGGAGGGGCCUGGAUUACCCAGGAGCUUGACAGGGCCUUAGGGACUGAUCCAGUCCAACUCCCAUUUUCCUUUCAAUGGAGAAAUGGGAAGGGGCAGAGCUGGGGGCUCAACCCCCACUGCUAUCUUUUCACUACAUACCAGCUGCCUCCCCAGAGUUCUAGCCUUAAUGAAGCUCCCCUCCCUGGCCCAGGGGAGAUGGAGAGAGGACAAGGGGUAUAUGCUCUUUCUAUUUAUUUAUAGAGAGGGGUGGGCUGAUGCUGGAAUGAGGCAGGGGCCUUUCCAUUCCCUUAAAUAAAGUGACAUGGUUUUCCACA